Pecten maximus is the source of this 3112-nucleotide messenger RNA. RefSeq names its product acetylcholinesterase-like. Gene Ontology annotation, biological process: presynaptic membrane assembly; chemical synaptic transmission; neuron cell-cell adhesion. Lineage: Eukaryota; Metazoa; Mollusca; Bivalvia; Pectinida; Pectinidae. Bases 837 to 1718 code for a protein of 293 amino acids. The transcript is spliced from 3 exons. The record is from RefSeq and is a predicted model, not a curated record. Gene Ontology annotation, cellular component: cell surface; synapse. Gene Ontology annotation, molecular function: signaling receptor activity; neurexin family protein binding.
CUAAACUAAAGCUAUACUACCAUGCACAUGUAAAUUAGUGCUUUGUUUGAAAUAUUUACACAAAUAACGAUACAUCUUUAAAGAUGUAUGUGUGUUGUUCUAAAAUAUAAUUGUUGUUCCCUUCUUUAUAGACUUUAUGAGGAUGUUGAUUCUAAUAUGGCUUCUAUCGAUGUCAGACAUGACGCCGGAUGUGAAUAGUCAAAUGAACAAGAAGACUGUUGACACACCGUUAGGACCUAUAACGUGAUUGACGACGCCCAUUCAAACUGGAAGUAUAUCUCAAUUCCGCAAAAUCCCUUACGGGAAAACACCUGUUGAAGACCGAAGAUUCAACAAACCGGAACCGUUCGGAAAAUGGACUGGAACAUAUGAUGCAACGAAUUUUGGCCCAAACUGUGUGCAGGAUAUGAGUAUAUCAUUCAGAUCUGGGGAUAAUUUUCUUCCCAACUAUGGAGUGUCCGAAGACUGCUUACAUCUUAAUAUUUUCGUUCCAACAUCAGCGUCGCCCACAAGCUUGAAGUCGGUAAUGGUGUGGUUGUACGGGGGUGCUUUUGUGUCCGGACAAAGUGGUAUAUACGAUGGUUCUGCUUUGGCCUUCAAUGGUGACGUAAUUGUGGUUACUUUGAAUUACCGCAUUGGUCUCCUGGGAUUCUACAGCACAGGAGACGAAGCUGCACAUGGUAAUUAUGGAUUGUGGGACCAGCUUCUGGCAUUGCAUUGGAUCAAAGACAAUAUUAGGGCGUUCGGAGGUAAUCCGAAUUCAAUAACAGUAUUUGGCCAAUCUGCAGGAUCCUUGAGUGCUUCAAAUUAUGCUCUGAAUCCAAGAAAAUAAAGGAAUGUUUCACAGGGUGAUUCUUGAGAGCGGGACAGCAAAUCAGGUAGCUGCAUUCAAUCUUGAAAUAAAUGCAUAUGCCAGAGAGUACAGCAUUCUAUUAAAUUGUACAGAUAAGGGCAUUAAUCAUCCUAACACUACAGAAAUGGUGGAAUGCAUGCGUACUAGAUCGGUGAAGGAAAUUAUAAAAAGUCAGCAAGACCAUGUCGUCAAAACAUACGCUAAUUUCGUCCUCGACUUUAGUAUAUUCCCUGUUGUGGAUGGAGAACUAAUUCCAAUACACCCAAAAAUUAUUUUAAAGAAUACCUCAUCUCCAGCAUACAAAUUCCUACAGUCUCUUGAUGUUAUUGGAGGAACAACCAGCGGUGAAGGUUAUUUGUUGCUAGAUUACCAUGGCAAAAGCAUGGAAAGACUUUGGGGACUUAACUUAACAGAAGGCCUAUCAACUGCCGAUUUCUGUUCCAGGAUAGCACCAGAAAUGGCCAAUGACUUCUACCACAGCCAUCCGCAUGUGGCCAAUGACAUUUGUCAGAUGUACAAGUCGGGUGUAAGUGAUCAGGACCAAGCCCUGAAUGUUACAAAGGCGUAUGGUGAUAUGAUAAUGCAGGCACCAACUGUUUCGUUCCUAAAACGCCAUGCUAAAAAUAACAAUCAGACCAAAACCUUUCAGUAUCUUGUAUCCCAUGGAAAUUGUAUCACCAAAGUUCGCCGGGAUCCACCCUGGUUCAAGGGUGUUCCUCAUGCUGGUGAACUGCCCUACUUGUUUCGGCCAAAGUUCAUUGGAAUACUCAUCGAUACUUGUCCCGAAGACAUCUUAUUGUCGGCUAAAUUUAUCAAGUACUGGAGCAAUUUUGCCAAGACUGGAAACGACGACAAUGGAACGUAGCGUUCUGAUGUAUCUGUUCCUUUCGGCUUUUGUGUGCGAUGGUUUAUGUUCCAACUAUAAAACAGUGCGAACUCCGUCAGGACCCGUCAAAGGAAUUGGUAUACCUUAUAAUGGUGAUAUGGUGUUUCAAUACCGUAAUAUCCCAUAUGCUGAAUCUCCGGUAGGUGAUUUGAGACUACAGAAGCCGGUACCACACGGAACAUGGACAGACGUUUUGGAUGCGACAACAUUCGGUCCUUCCUGUAUUCAAGAUGUUGCCCGAAUAAAAAGUUUAAUACCGAAACUGCCGAAUUCUAAUUUUUCUGAAGACUGUUUGCAACUCAAUGUGUAUACACCAAACAUUGUUUCAACAUCACAAAACAGAAAGAGCGUCAUGAUAUGGGUUCAUGGAGGAGCUUUCAUGUUAGGACAUGCCACGUAUUAUGAUGCAUCUAAUAUUGUAUCCAAGGGAGACGUCAUACAAAUUCUUCCGGUCUUUAGACAUUAUAUAUGGCACAUGUAGCAGUGAAGGUUUGGUUGCAACUAUUAUCGCUGAUGGUCUUCAGAAGAAAUACGGGUUCAAUGCAACGCUUGAAAUACCUACCAUUGUUUUACGUGACGAGUUUGCACCAACAAUUUCUCAUUAUUACUAUAAUAGCAAUGAGCAUGUGUCCCGCGCUAUCUAUGACAAAUACACUAGCAAGGAUGCACUUACACAGAGCAAAAAUAUGAUAGAUGUGUUCACCGACUAUAUAUUUCUUGCCUCGACAGUAAAAGCACUGAACUCACAUUCAUCAACCGGUCUUGCCACAGGAGGAAACACUUUCCAGUUCAUAUUUUCAGCACAUGGUGUUUUGAAAGGGUAUGUUGUUCCCGUCUAUUUAGAAGGAGCGUGGCAUGGGGCCGAACUUCCCUUCUUGUUUGGUCUAGAUGGUCAAGGAGUUGUUGUGAACAAAACUGCAGAUAUCAACGCUGUAACAAACACAAUGAUUACAUAUUGGACAAACUUCGCCAAACACGGAAAUCCGAAUAGCCACGGACUUCCUGAUUGGCCUGUGUAUAAUCCGGUGACAACCGAGUAUCUGAACAUCAACACAAUAAUGUCCACAGGAAGUCACGUGGCCGAGGACAGAAUGAGGCUAUGGAACUGGUACAUCCCGUCACUGCUAAAGCUUCAAACGAGCGCAAUUUUAGGAAAGUAACAAAGCUUUUGAUUGAUGCCAGGUCGAUGAUUUCAAAUCUCAUUACGCACUGUAGACUUGAAUGACACGUAGUUAUCAAUUGACGUACAAUACAGUGACUACUGAUGUUGUUAUGCAAACGAGGACUUUGAAUAUUAUUUCUAGUUUAGGAAUCGAAUAAACGUUGUUUAUAUACUUCAAUGUUUGUUACAUAAACAUGACGGGAAGCUUUCU